This is a messenger RNA of Epinephelus fuscoguttatus (brown-marbled grouper), 2846 nucleotides long. RefSeq names its product leukotriene B4 receptor (gene ltb4r). Gene Ontology annotation, molecular function: leukotriene receptor activity; G protein-coupled peptide receptor activity. Gene Ontology annotation, biological process: neuropeptide signaling pathway. The transcript has 4 exons. Gene Ontology annotation, cellular component: membrane. NCBI's taxonomy places the organism in Eukaryota, Metazoa, Chordata, Actinopteri, Perciformes, Serranidae. The record is from RefSeq and is a predicted model, not a curated record. Bases 338 to 1507 code for a protein of 389 amino acids.
UGCAGCAUCAGUCUGUAAUAGUAGAAUAAAAUGUGUGGGAGGAACAGCCGAGAUAUCGCAAUCCAGUGAGCUCAAGCGGACUUCCUGUGGUCUUGGGUUUCCUCUCACAUGAACCUUACCCAAUAUAUGUACUUUUUCGUUAUUCUCUCUACACACAGUCUCCAAAGCAAAGAGGGAAGCCUGGGAGUUCAGAGUAGCUCAGGCAAGGUGUAAAACAGGUGGAGAUCGGUAAACGUUUGCAGUGGAUAUACUGUUACAGAAGAGGUCAACCGCUGAAGGUCGUGUCAGUUUCAGAGCUGUGUCGAAGCCAAACUCAGAUUCUUCAGAGGCUUUCCUGAUGGCAUCCAAUAUCACCACCACCGCUGCCGCCGCCGCUGCCUCCUCUCUGUCCAUCAGCCACCUGGUCGGCAUUAUUAUCCUGACCCUGGCGUUCGUACUGGGUUUCCCCGGCAACCUGUUUGUGGUUUGGUCCGUGGCCUGCCAGGUGAAAAAGCGCUCAGUGACCUGUUUGUUGAUAGUGAAUUUGGCUAUUGCGGAUGCUUUCGUGCUGCUCAGUGCCCCUUUUUUCCUGCGCUACCUGGCUGGAGGUCGGGGCUGGGAGUUUGGAUCGGCAGCCUGCAAACUGGUGCAUUACCUGUCAAAUGUGAACAUGUAUGUGUCCAUCUACCUCAUCUGCCUGAUGAGCAUGGACCGCUGGCUGGCCGUAACCAGGCCUUUUCUGUCCCAGAGAAUGAGAACCAAGCGCUCCCUGUUGGUUCUCCUGCUGGUGGUCUGGGUGAUGGCAUUCAUCCUGUCGCUGCCGAUGCCUUUCUACCGCAGUAAUCUGGGGAAACUAGGAUCAAACAAUGUCACUUUGUACUAUUGUAUUCCGUACCACUGGAGGAGCGUGGGUCACGAAGUCUUCCAGUACGUGUUUGAGACCGUCAUGGGCUGCCUGGUGCCUUUUUCCCUCCUCACCACCUGUUACUCCUCCAUCAUCUGCCGUCUGAAAAGCGCCAAGUUCCAUCGCAGAAGACAAGGCAGCCGCCUCAUCCUGCUGAUCAUGUGUGCUUUUGCAGUAUUCUGGCUGCCCUAUCACAUUGUCAACAUCAUACAGGUUGUCGGUCAGUUGCUGGGCAGUGCUUCAGUGAUGGCCGCUGCCAAAACAGCCCGACCAAAUGUCACAGCCUUUGCUUACUUCAGCAGCGCUGUCAACCCCAUACUCUACGUGUUUGCCGGCAGCUCCCACAUCCGCCAGGCUGGCCUAGGCUUCAUGGGUAAGCUCUUCGAGGCCACAAACUCAGAGAGCAGGACCACGUCUACUUUCACCCGCGGUGGCCGCACGAGCAGCUCUUCACCAGAUGAUGGCUCUGUCCUGCACACGCUAUCAACAAAACUGGGAAGGCCUUUCAAAGGCAAGAACAAGGACAGGAGCAGCAGCAUGGCGGGAAAAGAGGUCGACGAGUCUGAGCUCAAGACUAUGGCCAGUGUUGACCAGAUAGAGUACAGCACUCAGGGCUGCCCCUGACCAAAUUGGGGCCCUAAGCGAAAUUUUAUCUGUGGGUUGGCCCCAUCACCAGAUGCAAAGUUUCCUCCACCAUUUUAGUGGUGAACAAAACAAAAAUUGAAGCAUUUGAAUACUGGUUUGGACACUGAUUACUAUGGCAAUGACUGAAGCUUUGAAUCCUUGAAGCAUUUGGGUCAGCCCUAUCCCCAGAGGAUGAAUCCUAAUGACUUUGCCACCAGAGGGUCAAAGUUUUCUUUCAAAUGAAUGACUGUGGUCAUCCCCUCAAAUUUCCCGUGGGGCCACCAGAUUAGCAUUUGUUUGGUGUUGAAUUCCUUGCUAAUUAUGCAAUGUUAGCAUGCUAACACGCUAAGCUAAGAUGGUGAACAUUAACUCUGCAGACGUAUAGCUUUACGGAGCCGCUACCAUGCUUGUUUUAAAUAAAAGCAUUGUCGGCCCAGAAACGCACAAAAUUAUAAUCAUUUGCUUGUAUAUUUUAUAUGAUUUUGAGCCAUUUUUUUUAUACGCCUAAAAGAAUGUUCGACUUGUAUGGCACUGACUUUAAUGUUAUGUAUGUAUACUUUGCUAUGUAAAUUAUUACAUUUUUUCACAUGCUUUUUGUUGUAAUUUGUAUGGUCAUUUGUCAUUAAAUACGAAAGACCGUGUUUGUUAACGUAACCCCUUGAAACCUGAGCAAAUUGGCUUGAUUUCUUUAAAAAAGAAGGGAAGAGGGCAAUGAGCGAAUGAAAGAAAAAGAAAAAAAAUGACCCAAUAAAUUAGCAAGAAACUGGUAAAAAGAGAAAAAAUAAGAAAAUUAGUAAUAAAAAAACAAACAAGGAAAUUGCCUGAAAGGAGUGCUUAAAAAUUAUAAUAAUUCUGUAACAGUUUUUUAAUUUAAUAAUAAUAAUUAUUAUUAUUAAUUCAUUUUUUCUAUAGCGCUUUACUUUUUUCCCUAGUUUUAAAAAAAAGAAAAAAAAGAUAAAAUCAUUAUUUAUGAUAUUAUUAUUAUUAUUAUUAUUAUUAUUAUUAUUAUUUGCUCAGCUUUGCUCAGGGUUCAAAAAUUGUUUAAAUACUUGUGAAAGGCAUCUGAAAGCAGCACAAGAAAAGUGAUGUUGCUCCAGGUUUUUUUUUAAAGGAUUAAUAAAGCUUUUAUAAUAUUAAAUUUCUGCUGCUGUGUAUUUGUCAAAAAGGUCCAAAAGAGUACAUAGAGUUCUUGUUUGCAAAAUUAACUGACUUUUCAUUUUGCAAUGUUCAGCUGCGAGAACAAAUCAUUGCAUAUUGUAAGACGCAUUUCAUCAAUGCGUGCUUUCUUUCACUCUUUCCUGCAUCACCUCUGUCCACUAUUACAUAACAACCUACUGAA